GUGUAAGGGGGUCUCCUUUCAGCACACGCAGACGGCAGGGAACAGCUGCGGUGAAUAGAUCGUAAGCACGCCACCUUACACCUUGCGCAGUGUUUCUAACUUAGUCAUUUUUAAAAAAUAUAUAUUUUAGUUAAAAAUGGUAGAUCGCGAGCAACUUGUGCAGAAGGCAAGGUUAGCCGAACAAGCGGAGAGAUAUGACGAUAUGGCAUCUGCUAUGAAAUCGGUAACAGAGUUAAACGAACCACUUUCCAAUGAGGAAAGAAACCUGUUAUCAGUAGCUUACAAGAAUGUAGUUGGUGCAAGACGUUCUUCAUGGCGGGUGAUAAGCAGUAUAGAGCAGAAGACGUCUGCAGAUGGCAAUGAAAAGAAAAUUGAGAUGGUACGGGCGUAUCGGGAGAAGAUAGAGAAGGAGCUGGAAGCUGUUUGCCAGGAUGUUCUUCACCUGCUAGGCGACUUCUUGAUCAGAAACUGCGUUGAUGCUCAGCAUGAAAGCAAGGUCUUCUAUUUGAAGAUGAAAGGUGAUUACUACCGUUAUCUUGCUGAGGUUGCCACUGGAGAAAAGAGGGCUACAGUAGUGGAAUCCUCAGAAAAAGCUUAUAAGGAGGCUCAUGAAAUUAGUAAAGAACAUAUGCAGCCAACCCACCCCAUCCGACUUGGGCUAGCAUUAAAUUACUCUGUGUUCUACUAUGAGAUCCAGAAUGCACCGGAGCAAGCCUGUGAGCUUGCCAAAUUGGCAUUUGAUGAGGCCAUAGCCGAGUUGGAUACUUUGAACGAGGAUUCGUACAAGGACUCUACACUGAUUAUGCAGCUGCUUCGUGACAACUUAACACUCUGGACAAGUGACCAGCAAGAUGACGAUGGUGGAGAAGGUAACAAUUAGACUGACCACUGCAGCCGAUGCUACUACCGCAGUCUUUUUUUCCACAAAGGGUGGGGAAACUUUCCAGUUUCCUCUGAUUGCCUCUUCGACAUUUGCCAAAACACCACUAGCGGAAAGUCAGACUGGCUGUGCUGGUAUGGAAUGGCAGCCUCACACUGGCAUAUGGACUGUUCUGUAGUUUAAUAAUAAGUGGAGCUGUUUAUUUAACUUAAAGCUAGAACUAAAGUAAAAACUUGAACAUGCUAGCCUUACAAAAUAGGACUGUGGUUCCAGUAAAAUAUUGUAGUAUUGCUUGCCCAGUUUUCCAGAUAGUCACCUUUUCAUGUGCUGUUAAAGUUGAAUGGACUUGAGUGUGCAAAACUUCCUCAGCCUGUGCUUAAUUUUGUUUGGGGUUAAGGGUACAUUUGACAGGACAUUUACCUCAAUUUUUCAUUCAGCUUUUUGAAAGAGUGCACUUGCGUAUAACAGUGUGACAGUGCAUUAACAAAAUGGCGGUGGCAGUUAAAUGUAAGUGGAGUGGUUGUAACCCUUAAAGAAUUUAGUUGGCACUUUUGUUUGUAGCAAAGGGGGGGAAAAAACAGAUUUCAGCUUUCUUCUUUUUUGCCAAUUUCCUCAUAUUUCACUGUCCUUUUGGUACUGCACAGCCUGGCUAGUAAAAAAAAAAAUGGAGGAAUGCUGCAUUUUAAUGUUUAAAACUUCAGCUUCCGCAUUCUAGAAGUUUGUUCAGAUGUGUAGCCUUAUUGGCUUAACCAUUUUAAAAGAAUUACUGGAACUACAGUGUCAUUUUGUUUGGCCUCCAUUAACGAUGGAUGUUGUAAAAGGGUAUAAAAAAAUGGGAAAUGGUCUCUAAGCAGCUUCAGUGUUUUUUUUUUAUUUUUAUGAAAUGCACUUGCCUAUGAUAACUGUCUCUCUCCAGUGUACCAUGAUUCCUGCUCCAUUAUUCUGAGGAUACAAUAUUGUGCAUGCUGGUGAUGUAUUUAUAAACAGUAGCCUGACUUUAUUAAAUUAUACUGUAGAUGUUAUGUAUACCUAUGACAAAAUACCUAGUCUUCAAAUUAAUUUUGCUAAAGUACGCUCAACCAAAUGGUGAUCGUAACAAAUUAUCUGUUAUGGACGUUGCUAUAGUGACAUGCGAUUGUAUAUGAUUUGUUUAAAAAAACAAAAAAACAUAAAAAAAAAAAACACCAGUGUUAGCUUAAUCUUUACUGUCUGGUGUUUGUCAUGGUGAAAUUAUAAUUAUUACAGUGUAGAAGAUUGUUUUUGGACUGAGCCUUUCUGUUUGUGCUUUUUGUCGUUAUUGCAGUGAACUACUUAAGGUCUCAGACAGUGAUUACUUUCUCCAGCAGUGUUUCUGUAAGGAAUCAUUUUUCACACUGGCCAUUUCUUAGCUGUUUUUCCUCAGUGAUGGAAUAUCUUUAAUGUGAGUCAUUAUGUAGCAGUCGCACAUGAGCAAAUAAACUUGCAGCUAUGGUUUCAUUGAUA
Protopterus annectens (West African lungfish) is the source of this 2362-nucleotide messenger RNA. RefSeq names its product tyrosine 3-monooxygenase/tryptophan 5-monooxygenase activation protein gamma (gene YWHAG). The transcript has 2 exons. Gene Ontology annotation, cellular component: cytoplasm. Gene Ontology annotation, molecular function: protein kinase C binding. The record is from RefSeq and is a predicted model, not a curated record. Lineage: Eukaryota; Metazoa; Chordata; Ceratodontiformes; Protopteridae. Gene Ontology annotation, biological process: signal transduction. Bases 137 to 880 code for a protein of 247 amino acids.